GCCUGGAGGCAUUAGUGAUCUACUGCCACUAGACACGGAAGCCUGCUAAGCGAAAGUUUCUUCUAUUCCGUCCACAACCAUUUGAACCAUUUGACUAAAAGAAAUGCAGUCGGGUGACUAGACCACCGCCCACUGGAUAGUACCAAAUACCUGGAACUGUAAAGAAGCAACGGGGAAGAAUCUCAAAGAAAUCAAUCCGUUUAUACAUGCUGGUCACACAGUUACUGGUUUUAUUGGAACUUUGUGCUGUGCGCGUUGCUUGACAUGUACGCUUCUUUCAUAUUUGUCGUAUUUUUAAGAUUGUUCUUCGCCUACUUUCUGUUUUUUCUCGGAAAGCACGUAUAAAUUAUCCAAAAUAGAGUAUAACCGACCAAUCUACAAAAAAUUGGUUUGUUUUUGCUUCAACUUCCUCCCUCGUAUCUCAUGACCAUGACAGUCAUCUGAUAAUCGGAUGGAAUGGAUAAUGUACCAUGUUGCUAUUGUACCUAUGAAGUGCCUUUCCGGGGAGUUUCUUCAGAGCAUCCGACGGGUCACUUGCUAACUGCUGUUAGAAAUUCUGGGGAGAAGCAAUUGCUUGGAAAACCUCUGGAUAAAAUUUUCCGUUUUGGGUGUUUUGAAGUUGCACACAACAAAUUAACAUUAUAUGGAAUUUUGGGUUUAUCAAAUUGGGAAGUAUUAUUUGUGCCAUGUAUUAAUCUUGGACAAAUAAGUAAGGAGAACAUUAAUGCCACUCGUCAAUUAUUAUCUCAAACACUUCAUCGUACAGAACCAUAUUUUUAUCAAUCAUGGAUUUCUAAUCGUCCUGGUUCUAUUGGUUUAGGUAAAAUUGAUUAUUUAAUUAUACAAGAUCGACAUGAUCAUUUAUAUAAAUUUGAUCCAAUCAAUAAUAUAUGGUUACAUUCAAUAAAUGGUAAUGGUAUUAAAUUAAAAAAAUUUAAAAAAUAUUGGUUAAAUACUACUGAUAAUACUACUAAUACUAAUACUCCUCCUCCUACUACUACUACUACGACUACUACUCAUCAUCAUCAUAAUAAAUUACCUCAUACACCAACACGUUUAUUAAUAUUAACAACAGAUUUUGAAGUAUUUAGUUUUCAAUUAUGUUAUAAUCAAUUAAAAUUAUCAACAAUAUCUAUCAUAACAACAAAAGAAUUAAAUCAAUUACGUAAAAAUAUUAAAAAUAAUAUAAAUUUAUUUAUUAAUUUAUUAACUAAAAGAAUAUCAUAUAUACGUAAAUCAACUGGAUAUUUAUUAGCUAAUGAAUAUGCAAUUCAUAAUAAUAGUAAUAAUAAUUUGGAAACAUUAUUGAUUGGUCAACAAGAUACAACUAAUCAUAAUCUACAUAAAAGAUCUAAUGUUAAUAUCUAUGAAACUAAUUGGAAUGAUAAUAAACAUGAUUUUCCAGUCAAGUGUACUCCAGUUAAUUCACUGACAAGAUUAAAAACAACUUGGUAUCAUCGUUUAAAAGGAAAUUAUAUAAUAAUUGAUAAUACAGAUUUUGCUUAUUGUCGUACAUUACCAUUGGAAAUACCAACACUUGCAUUUAAAAUGUCUGUAAUUAUAUUUCGCGACUACUUUGAAGGACAUCGAUUUCCAAUUUUAUCAUUUUAUUAUUCAAAUUCAUUAGUUCAUAAUAAAAAUUCUUAUUUAUAUAAAUAUUAUCCACCUUAUUCCUUGGCUACUACUACUACUACUACUUCCCCGGUUUCAAUGUCAUUAGUACAUCGAUUCGGUGUAUGGAUAUUAAGAUCUGGUAAUUUAUUAACUGAUAUCAAUAUGAAUCAACUGAUUGAUUGUACUAAUCAUUUAUCAACAACAACAACAUCAAAUCACCAAAAGAAAUUAUAUUUAAAACAUAUUAAAUUAUCAUUUAGUGAUCAUUUAAAUGAAUUAUUCAAAGAUAAAAAUAUUGUCAAAUCAACUGAAUCAACUUUACAAGAAUAUUAUAUUCCAUUAUAUGAAGAUUAUUCUAAUGAUUGGUGUACUACUACUACUACUACUCAUGAUUGUACAUUCAUGACAACAUCAGAUCAUCCAACCAAUAAUGAUAAUGAGGAAAAGGCAAAAUCACUAGAACAGAACAAUUUUAUACCAUCUUCAUUUAUAACUGAAUUAUAUGAAUUGAAUCAACAUUAUGAUAAUUGGUUAAUACCUAAACAUAAUCAUAUUAAACAAUCUUGGUUACAAUUAAAAAAUCUUAUACAAUUACCACAAAUUCAUACACCAAAUGUAGAGAUUUUCAAUGAGUUUACAAAUACUACUACUUAUAAUAAUAAUAAUAAUAGCAUGAAUGAUACUACUGAUUAUGAUUCUUCAGUAGUUGGUGACCAUCAUUCAUUGAUUAAUGUUGGAACUACUACUUCUACUAUCAAUAAUAACAAUAAUACUAGUAGUAGUAAUGAUAAUCUAAUGUUUAUGAAUUGGGACACCUUAUCAACCGAUUCAUUAAGUAGUGAACGUGAAAAAAAAUAUUCUGAUAUUUUAUUCAGAUCAAAAUCAAAACAAAUGGAUCAUUCAGUUAUUGAUAAACGUUUAUCUACAAGAUCUGAUUGGCAUAAAUUCAGUUUUUCUAAUUUACUUAAAACGGAUGAUAAUAAUAAUAAUAAUAAUAGACAUAACAAUCUCAUUAAUAAUAAUCAUAAUCAUGCGAACAAUAAAAGUAAUAGUACUAAUAAUCUACGUAAUAGUAUAGGUCAAUCAUUUAGUAAAAGUUAUUCACAUUUUUAUUUAUUAAAUAAAAAGAAAUUAGAUCAUUUUGCAUUUCAAUGUAGUCCGCAUCGAUCUGAUUGGUAUGAUUAUUUAUUAUCAACAAAUUGGUUAAAUUUAUUAUUGUUUACAUUAAAACAAGCAACACAAUUAAGUCAAUUAAUUUAUCAAUAUUCAAUGAAACCAGUAAAUGGUUAUAAUGGAACAAUUAUUUUAUUAAGUGGACCAGAUAGUGGUCGAAAUUGGCAACCAAUUUUAAUGAGUCUUGUACAAAUAAUGUUAUCUGCGGAGAACAGAACAAUUCUUGGAUUUGAAGAUUUAAUUGAACAAGAAUGGAUUCGUUAUGGUUAUCCAUUUGUCCCCGAUCCAGCUGAUUGGCAUGAUGAUUCAGUUAGUUGUGAUUAUGAUGAUGGUGCAUGUUUCGCAUUAUUCAUCGACUGUGUUCAUCAAUUAUUAGUCCAAUUUCCUACAGAAUUUGCAUUUACAGAGGAUUAUCUGGUCUUAUUAUUAGAUAGUGCAUUAAGUCGAGGCGGUGGAACUCCACCAUUCACUAUAGAAUUCUCAUGUUCAUGUGAAGCAACAAGGAAUGUUAAAACAAAAUCAAUGACACAAGAACAAAUUAUUGAAAAAUCAAAUUAUUUUUAUAAUAUAAGAGCAUGGCGUUCAUUUCAUAAUUGGAAUGAUAUUUUAACUGAUCAUGGAUAUCAAUUACUGUUUAAUUGGUUAUAUUUUUGGCAAUAUAAUUCAGAUCCUGUAAAUAAUAGAUCAGAUUAUACUAAACUUAUACAAACUGUAAACAAAUCUACACAAAUACUUAUACCAAUUUUAUCACCAUUAUAUUAUCCACAUUUUUGGAUUCAUGCAUGGUAUCGUUGGAAUCGUUCAAUUCGUUUAACUAAUGGUGGGGGUUAUGCAUUCAAUGCUGCUUAUUAUAGAAAUUUAUUAGGAUCAACUACUACUACUACUAAUAAUAAUAAUAAUAAACAGAAUUCAUUUAUGAUACCACGUACAAAUACUACACCUUAUACUGGUUGGUUAACAGAUGAAUCAAUUGGAAAUGCAUUAAAUCAAAUUGGUUAUUCAAUAUCAUUUGAUUAUUUUUAUAAAAAUUUAUAUGAAAUAGCAAAUUUAUGGGAUAAUAAUGAAGAUUUUAACACAUCUUAAUAGAUAUGUUAUACAUACUUUCUUUUUUAUUUUUCCCUUCUUUAUUUAAAUCACAUCUAUCAUUUAUGUAUGAAUAAUCUCAUUCCUUUUAUUAUCAGUGUGUUUUUAUUUUGUUUUGUUUUUUUCUUUCUUUAUUUAUUUAUUCUCAAAUGAUCAAUAGAAAAACUGUUUACUUUUGUUUUCUUUUUUUGUUUAAAAGAAGAAGAAGAAGAAAAAAAUAACCGCCAAAUAAUCUCAUAAGUUUUGUUUUUGUUUUUUUAAAAAAUUAUUUUAUUUGUGUACGUACUCAAGUAAAUGGAAGGAAUCCAAUAUUGAUCUGAAUUGAAAUACAAUAAUCCCUUUUUUUUCUCUCUCUCUCUCUCUCCUUAAAUCUUUCUAAUUAUUUCAGUUUUUUUGUACCUUUUAUAAAUUAAAAAAAAUUUUUUUUAUUUUUUAUUACUUAAUUUACUAGUAAUUUAUUUGUUUAUUUACUUGUUUUGUAAAUCUAAUUUAAAUAAUUGUAAUAAGAUCAUUAUGAAUAUUCUAAUGAAAUUUGUUUACAGAUAAACAUGAUUUGUAAUAAUU
This is a messenger RNA of Schistosoma haematobium, 4434 nucleotides long. RefSeq names its product Myotubularin- protein 10 (gene MTMR10). Lineage: Eukaryota; Metazoa; Platyhelminthes; Trematoda; Strigeidida; Schistosomatidae. The record is from RefSeq and is a predicted model, not a curated record. The transcript has 8 exons. The coding region runs from base 457 to 3870 and encodes 1137 amino acids.